Manihot esculenta (cassava) is the source of this 1130-nucleotide messenger RNA. RefSeq names its product protein PXR1. The record is from RefSeq and is a predicted model, not a curated record. Bases 154 to 981 code for a protein of 275 amino acids. The transcript is spliced from 4 exons. NCBI's taxonomy places the organism in Eukaryota, Viridiplantae, Streptophyta, Magnoliopsida, Malpighiales, Euphorbiaceae.
UUUCCUCUCUUUUGAAGUGAAGAACCAGCGCCGUGGCAAGGGUUUUACAAACUCGAAUUGCUCUCUAAUCUCUAUCUUUGCCCAAAAAAAAAAACAAAUCAGGUUCUCGCUUAGAUUUUAAUCAUUUUCUUGUAUUCUAAUUCCUAAAGGAGAAUGCCGUCUGAGGACUCAAAGGCCGUGAAGUUGAAAGAAGAGAAAGCGGAAGCAGAUGAGAAGAGUUUGAGUUCCAUUCUUCAAGCCCGCAAGAAGAAUCCUACAAAUGCUGGUACUUUAACCACCAAAUCUCGUCCCAAGGAUUCCAAAGUCAAGAAAGAGGAGCCCCAAGUUGAUGACAACGAUGAUGAUUUUGACAAAUCCGUUGUGGUCAAGAGCUCCUCAGGGUCUCGCCCCAAGACAUCUAAAGUCAAGAAGGAAGAAGAUGAUGAUGAUGAUCACAAACCCAUCUCCAAGAAGAACUCUCCUCCGAAGGAAUUGAAUAAGAAGAAGAAGAAGAAAGAGGAAGAGAAGAAGAAGGGAUCUGCAGUGACAGAGCAAAAUGGCAAAAAGAGGGAGAGGAAAGUCUAUGAAUUGCCUGGUCAGAAGCGAGACCCUCCUGAGGAGAGAGAUCCACUUAGGAUUUUUUAUGAGUCGCUUUAUCAGCAGCUUCCCAAUAGUGAAAUGGCACAAAUCUGGAUGAUGGAAUCCGGUUUGCUCUCCAAAGAAGAGGCAAAGAAAGUUUAUGAGAAGAAACAGAAGAAGAAUCAACUGAAACUGAGUUCCCCGAUCAAAGCAGUUGCCUCAACAAAGAAGACCCAAUCUGCGACCGUUGUUAAGAAAAAGACACCAUCAACCCCAGCACCAUCAGUUAAAAAGAAGACAACAGAAACAAAGGUUGAAAAGCAGCAGCCAAAGAAGCGCAAGAUUGGAGAUGGAAGCUCUGAAGAAGAUUCUGAUGAUGAUUUCGUACUCAGUAGGAGCACAAAGAAGCAGAGAGCAUCUUGAGCAAACCGCUGCGGCAUCUCAUCUUAUUAAUUUCUCUAGGGCGUUGUUUACAAUAUCGCUAAUUCACUAAAUUUACAAUCUACUCUCACUGAUUUAAAAUACAUUUUAGCAGAUAUUCUUGUUUUUAAAAGAAUUAUGAGUUCGACAAA